GAGCUGGGGGCGGCGGCCCAAGCCAGGGUCCUGGAUUGGAGUACCCUGGGCUGCCGCAAGGAGGAGAGGGUGCGGAGGGAGGGUCUCCCCGCGGUGCCUGAGGGGCCUGCUGCUAGCUGUGGGUUGAGGACCCGUGGGACUGAAGCACUUCGGGAGGACCCUGCCUCCAGAGCAGAGCAUCUGGGAAAGCCCUUGGCCGCCAGACUGCCUAGGAAGACAGCGUGGAGGCUUGGCAGAGAGAUCCCUUGGUUUCAGCGCUCGUGGGGCCACCUGUGUCAUCGAACCUUCCUUUUGCCUCCGGGAUGGAAGGCUCCUUUCGAGCGCCAUCACCCUGGAGAGCGUCCUGUGGAUGUGAGGCCUGUGGAGUGUGGCCGCGCGAGGCGCAGACCCUGCGUAUUUGCUGUUACUCGGCUGUGACCGGAUUUUAUCUUUUCUGGGGGCGUGGAAGUCUGGGCUGGGCAGGUUUGACACCGCACUUUGAGAGACCUAUGGUCAUCCUUCCGUGUGACUGGAGAGGAGGCUUUAUUCUCACGAUUGUGGGGGACAUGCGUGACAGUAAGCAUAUGCUGGGUGCUGCUGUUCUUAGUAUUAAAUACCAAAAUUGUAAUGGAGUGCAUGAUUUGUUAACGGCAGUAUCCUUGACUACAGCGGAGGUGUUCUGAGAGGUGCAAACAGCUACGGGCAACUUGGCCUGGGCCAUAAGGAAGAUGUGCUUCUUCCCCAGCAACUGAGUGACUUCUGUAAAUCGGGGUGUAUCAAGAGUGUCACAGGAGGAGGAGGGCAUUCUGUAGUUGUCACAGAUGGAGGAGGUCUUUUUGUUUGUGGCCUGAAUAAAGAUGGGCAGUUGGGGCUUGGCCACACAGAGGAAGUUCUGCGCUUUACCAUCUGCAAGCCUCUCCUGGGUUGUCCCAUCCGGCAGGUGGCCUGUGGCUGGGAUUUCACUAUCAUGCUCACGGAAAAAGGUCAAGUUCUGUCAUGUGGAUCCAAUGCCUUUGGCCAGUUAGGUGUGCCGCACGGCCCUCGCAAAUGUGUGGUUCCGCAGGCCAUUGAGUGCCUGAGAGAGAAGGUUGUUUGUGUCGCUGCUGGACUGAGGCAUGCAUUAGCCACUACAGACACUGGCAGUACGUUCCAGUGGGGGACUGGCUUGGCAUCUUCUGGUCGACGCUUGUGUCCUGGGCAGAAUCUCCCAUUGUUCUUGACAGCAAAGGAACCCAGUAGAGUGACAGGCCUAGAGAGUUCUACAGUGGUAUGUGCUGUUGCGGGAUCUGACCACUCAGCCUCAUUAACAGAUACAGGAGAGCUGUAUGUCUGGGGCCGUAACAAGCAUGGGCAGCUGGCCUCCCUCGCCACCUUCCUUCCUCUGCCCCAGAGAGUAGAAGCACAUUACUUCCAGGAUGAAAAGGUCACUGCUGUCUGGAGUGGUUGGACGCAUCUGGUUGCUAAGACAGGAAACUUCAGAGCUCCCUGGACUGGCAUGCUGUGCUUCUUCUCUGUCAACAGAGGUCCCCGUGGGGCUCUGACUACGUCUGAAACUGGCAAGGUGUUUACCUGGGGUCGAGCAGACUACGGUCAGCUUGGGAGGACGUUGGGGUCUCCUGAAGCUCAGAAACACGGAGAGCAAGAUUCAUCGCUCGCCUUCCAGAGGCUGCAGAACAGUGUGCCUUCACCCCUGCACUGCCUGACAGGAGCAGCAGAGGGGACAAGUGCUGCUCCUGGGGCUGGAAUGAACAUGGCAUGUGUGGGGACGGCACCGAGUCCAAUGUCUGGACUCCAACUCCAGUGCAGGCCCUGCCGUCACCAUCAAGACUCCUCCUCGUGGGCUGUGGGGCGGGCCACUCCUUGGCCUUAUGUCAGCUGCCGGCACACCCUGCACCAUGCCAGGAUCUCACGGUUACCUGCCCACUCCCAGAUGCCACAGAGACCACUGAAUCUCAGGGUGCCGUGGACAGAGAGAGACAGGAAGGAGAGACCAUUGGUGACUUCAACCCAAAGCCAUUCUGACCUGACGAGAAGUUGGGGGUGGGGAGGCAUGAAAGAGACCAUUCAAUAAAGUGGCUUAUUCCAACAGAA
Molecule: messenger RNA, 2070 nt
Organism: Rattus norvegicus (Norway rat)
Lineage: Eukaryota; Metazoa; Chordata; Mammalia; Rodentia; Muridae
Source: RefSeq, a predicted model, not a curated record